This is a messenger RNA of Prorocentrum cordatum, 741 nucleotides long. The record is from the annotation of a GenBank genome assembly. Lineage: Eukaryota; Dinophyceae; Prorocentrales; Prorocentraceae.
AUGUGUUUUCGUCUGGUAGACAUCGGCAGAAGGUCUCGAGAAGGCGCUGUUUCAAUCGAGGCGGCAAUCAAGGAGUGUGGUCGGACAAGACAAUGGAGCGUUGCCAUGCAGUUGUUCCGCGAUGGAAUUCAGUCAGGUGUGCAACUCUUCCCAGGCCACUACAUUGCGACCGCCAGUGCAUGCAGAAAAGGCGGGCAAUGGCAACACGCGCUGUCGGUGCUCGCUAUGAUGUGGGAAGCGAGGCUGGAGCCCAGCGUCAUCUUCAGCUACAAUGCGGGGAUCAGCGCGUGCGAGAAGGGCGAGCAGUGGCAGCCGGCGCUGGCGCUGCUGAGCGCGAUGCGGGAGGCGAAGCUGGAGCCCGACGUCAUCAGCUUCAAUGCUGGGAUCAGCGCGUGCGAGAAGGGCGAGCAGUGGCAGCAGGCGCUAGCGCUGCUGAACGAGAUGCGAGAGGCGAAGCUGGAACCCGACGUCAUAUUCAGCUACAGUGCUGCGAUCAGUGCCUGCGAGAAGGGCGAGCAGUGGAAGUGGGCCCUGGCGCUGCUGAGCGAGAUGAGGGAGGCGAAGCUGGAGCCCAACGUCAUUUUCAGCUACAACUCCGGGAUCAGCGCGUGCGAGAAAGGCGAGCAGUGGCAGCGGGCUCUAGGAUUGCUCAGCGAGAUGUGUGAGGUGAAGCUCCAGCCCACCUUUAUCUCUACUACAUUUCAGCUACAAUGCUGGGAUCAGCGCGUGCGAGAAAGGUGA